Molecule: messenger RNA, 2723 nt
Organism: Teleopsis dalmanni
Lineage: Eukaryota; Metazoa; Arthropoda; Insecta; Diptera; Diopsidae
Product: organic cation transporter protein-like
Exons: 4
Coding region: 357-2315 (652 amino acids)
Biological process (GO): transmembrane transport
Cellular component (GO): membrane
Molecular function (GO): transmembrane transporter activity
Source: RefSeq, a predicted model, not a curated record
CGGUGUCAACUGGUUAUAGCUACUGCCUAGUGAUAUUCAAAGUUAGCACUUAGGCGUCCGUUGUAAGCACCCCACAAGUUCUUGAGCGCAAGUGCAACGCUUGGCACUCGCGAAAUCGAUUCUCCGCGUCCGCAUCAACGGUUUGACGUGUAACAAACUAUAAAAUCGCAUAACAUGCAAGCAAAGCAUUCAGUCGAGCGUUGUCUGUGAUCGUUAAUGUUGUAAUCGUUAAUUCUUAUAAGAGACUUAAAUCCGAAAUAGAUUUUUUUUGAAAUUUAAAAGUAAAUAUAUUUGAAAGUGAAUUAGUUAAACGCGCGUGACGCUUAAUUUAAUAACAGCAACAACUAAAAUAUAUAAUGACACAAGGUCACGGCAUAAAGGACGGACAAACUUUUGUCAACGCAGCUUUCAGUGCCGACGAAAAUGGUCACGAAAAUGUCUUCCGCAGGAAAAGUGGCAAUGCCAAUAGUCUACAAUUGGAUAAUAGCAACCCAAUGGAAUUGAAAUGCAAAGACACUGACAAGGUGGAUCAAAAUGGAAAUAAUGCGCCAGUACUCGAUUUCGAUGACAUUCUACCAAUGAUCGGUGAAUUCGGGAGGUAUCAGAAGAUGCUAUUCCUUCUGAUGAUACCAUUUGCAUUUUUCGUUGCAUUCGUGUAUUUUUCGCAAAUUUUCCUAACUCUAAUACCUGAUCAACAUUGGUGUCAAGUGCCUGAACUCAAUGACUUACCAGUGGAAAUGAGAUUGGCGUUGUCAAUUCCUCGAGUGAAUGGAGAGUACCGAAACUGUCAUAUGUAUGACGUUAAUUAUACGGAAAUUUUGGCAAAAGGCAUUAAGGUUGCGGACCCCAGUUGGCCAAUGACCAAAUGCAAAAAUGGUUGGUCCUAUAACUUCACCGAAAUACCCUAUACUACUGUAGCGACAGAGGAGAAUUGGGUUUGCGAUAAUGCCGCGCUGCCUACCUAUGCGCAGUCGAUAUUCUUCUUAGGCGCUAUUGUGGGUGGUCUAUUGUUUGGCUGGAUUGCUGACAGAUUUGGACGUAUUCCAGCGUUGAUUGGCUGCAAUCUAAUGGGCUUCGCUGCCGGCGUUGGCACAGCCUUCGUAACGAGUUUUUGGCAAUUCGCACUUAUGCGUUUCUUUGUUGGUUUCGCUUUCGAUAACAGCUUCACCAUGAUGUACAUACUGGUACUUGAAUAUGUUGGACCGAAAUACAGAACCUUUGUGGCAAACAUGUCAAUUGCCAUUUUCUUCACAGCUGCAGCUUGUAUGCUUCCUUGGAUUGCUUAUUAUUUAGCAGACUGGAGACUUCUAACAAUUGUCACAUCAGCACCAUUAGCAUUGGUCAUUUUAACACCCUGGUUAAUUCCAGAAUCUGCUCGUUGGUUGGUGUCUCAAGGAAAAACCGAUAAAGCUGUGAGCAUACUGAAGAAAUUAGAAAAAAUCAAUCGCAAACAUGUUCCCGCAGAAACAUAUAAACAUUUCUCCGAUAGUUGCAACAAAUUGCGUCAGGAAGAGAACAAAAAUUGUAACUACUCUGUUUUAGAUCUCUUCAAAACGCCGAGAUUACGUCGCACAACACUCUUGUUAAUUGUAAUUUGGAUGGCUAUAUCUUUAGUGUUCGAUGGACACGUAAGAAAUGUAGGCUCAUUAGGUUUGAACAUCUUUUUAACUUUCACAGUGGCUAGUUUUACGGAACUACCAGCUGAUACGCUACUCACAAUAACUUUGGACAAAUGGGGCAGACGUUGGUUAGCCUGCGGCACCAUGGUAUUAAGUGGAGUUUUCAGUCUGUUGGCAACAGUAGCGCCAGUUGGCGUCUACUCUGCUACAUUAGCCAUAGUAGGCAGAUUUUUUGUUAAUAUAUCUUACAACAUUGGUCUACAGUAUGCAGCUGAAAUCUUGCCAACAGUGGUGCGUGCGCAAGGUGUGGCUUUCAUACACAUAAUGGGCUAUGUGGCUAGUAUUAUAGCACCUUUCGUAGUUUAUCUAGCAAAUAUAUCACCUAUGCUGCCACUUAUUAUAUUAGGUGUUUUGGGCAUAAUUGGUGGUUUGUUAGCAUUACUACUACCCGAAACAUUAAAUCAUGACCUACCACAAACGCUCUCCGAUGGUGAAGAAUUUGGUAGAGGUCAAAGCAUUUGGGAUUUCCCUUGCUUGGCGAAACAAGUGGAUGAUUCCAGUGAUGUAGAAAUAAGAAGUCAACAUUUCGUACGUUCCACUCAAACCGGAGCUUCAUUGACUGCGUCCACCAGAGGUGAAUUGCGCUCCAGCAUUUUACGUAGAUCGGUACGUUCUAGACAGUCAACGAGAAUGUAAGCAGGCUGUGGUUUUCGAAAAAAUCGUUACUAAAAAUCCUUGAAGAAAAAACUAUUAUGUAAGAGUAUUAUAUAAGUUAAUGUUUUCAACUAAAUGUAAUGUAAACUAUGUAGUAAGUAAUUUAUUAUUUUAAGUGCUAGUCAAUUACUGUUGUAGAAUGUGCUCAAAAUUGUUUAUGAGGUAAUCGCAUCAAUAGUUUCAAUUAAAAAUAUAUGUUCACAAAAUAUAAUUUAAAAAUGUAAGUUAAUGCAUAUUAAUGUGAUAUUAGCCAUUAUAUAUAUACUUUUAAGAACGAGUAAUAUCUCAUAUCUUUUUAGUUAUUUAAGUAUCUUUCAUAUUCGUACCAGUACACCUAAGAAAAAAUAAAUUGUCGUUUAAGUAAAUAAAUGCAAUAAACAAUCGAUUAUU